Daucus carota subsp. sativus is the source of this 2359-nucleotide messenger RNA. RefSeq names its product leucine-rich repeat receptor-like kinase protein CLV1a. The transcript has a single exon. Gene Ontology annotation, molecular function: protein binding. The record is from RefSeq and is a predicted model, not a curated record. Bases 170 to 2164 code for a protein of 664 amino acids. NCBI's taxonomy places the organism in Eukaryota, Viridiplantae, Streptophyta, Magnoliopsida, Apiales, Apiaceae.
UAGGAACAACAUGUAGCUCGGAGUGCAGAAUCAAUGCCAGUUAAAUAUUUAGCUAAUGUUCUACAGCACUAGUUGCUCGCUUUUAUAUUAUUGAUAGUACUUUUAUAGAUACCAAAAUUGAUGAAGAAGAAUGAUAUGGUCCAGUUCCACUGUUAUUUAGCUUCAUCCUAUGAUCACACAACAUUCUGUUUUCAUCAAUCUUCCAAAAACAAAAAUGAAACUAUUUUACCUCAUUUUUCUUUGCCUCUUAUCAUCCUCACAUGCCAACUCAUUAUCAGAUUUCCGAGCCUUAAUGGACUUAAAAGCUUCGAUGGUCGGCCCUAGCAGCUCUGGACUCCAGGACUGGUUUGCCAACUCAUCAUCGUCUUCUCCAUCAGCACACUGCAGAUUCACUGGAGUUAAGUGUGACAAUAAUUCAAGAGUUGUUGCUCUUGAUAUCUCAAAUAUUCCCCUCUUUGGUAUCGUACCUCCAGAAAUCGGACUUUUAGAUAAACUUGUUACCCUAGUUCUCUUCUCAGACAAUCUCACUGGUCCAUUACCACCAGAGAUGUCCAACUUGGUCUUGCUCAAGUUGAUUAACAUUUCCUAUAAUUUAUUUAACGGUGACUUUCCUGGUGAAAUAGUGGUUAAUAUGAAGGACCUAGAAGUGUUCGAUGCUUACAACAACAACUUCACUGGGAGCCUUCCCACAGAAUUUGUAAGUUUGAAUAAUCUAAAAUCUCUGUCACUCGGUGGAAAUUAUUUCUCCGGAGAGAUUCCUGAGGCCUACUCUAGGUUUCUGGCUCUGGAGACCUUAGCUUUACAAGGCAAUAGUCUCCAAGGAUUAAUUCCGCCAAGUUUAUCUCGUUUAUCUACACUUCAGAUUCUCAGACUAGGUUACUUUAAUAUGUUUCUUGGUGGAAUUCCUCCGGAGUUUGGAUUUUUGAGUUCUCUUCGACUUUUGGAUAUUGGCGGUGCUAAUCUGACAGGGGAAAUCCCUGCGAGUUUAGGGAAUCUGAAGUUGUUACAUACAUUAUUUCUUCAGUCUAAUUUUCUCACAGGCAAACUUCCUCCAGAACUCUCUGGUUUGGUUAGUUUGAUGAUAUUGGACUUGUCGUUGAAUCAACUUACUGGUGAAAUUCCACUGAGUUUCGUUGCACUAAAUAAUUUGACUACGAUAAAUCUGUUUCAUAAUCAAUUUGUUGGACCUGUUCCGGAUUUCAUCAGUGAUUAUCCUAAUCUGGAAUCGCUCGCUAUUUGGGAUAAUAAUUUCAGUUUUGAAUUGCCAUCGGCUCUCGGGAGUAAUGGCAACUUGAAGCAGGUUGAUGUUAGUGGAAAUCAUCUUACAGGGGUGAUACCAAAGCAUUUGUGCAAAGGAGGCAGAUUAAUGUUUUUAAUUUUAAUGCAAAAUUAUUUCACUGGAUCCAUUCCGAAUGAGCUAGGGAACUGUAAGUCGUUGAUUCGUAUACAAAUUCAGAAUAAUUUCUUCAAUGGUUCCAUUCCUGCAGGAUUCUUCAACAUGCCAGCACUAGAAAUUUUAGAGCUCAAUGGUAACAAUUUUUCUGGUGAACUUCCUGUGGAUAUUUCGGGUAAUAAAUUUCAGAGUCUUGUUAUUAAAAACAAUAUGAUCUCUGGGAAAAUUCCUCCGGCUAUUGGCAAUUUGGUGAAGUUAGAACGAUUAGAGCUUCAAGUGAACAACUUUUCAGGGGGUGUUCCAGAGGAAAUUUCCAAUUUGAGGAUGCUCAUGACUAUCAACAUUAGCGCCAACAACUUAACUGGUGAUAUUCCGGCCUCAAUUGCUCGUUGCACCAAACUCAUCUACAUUGAUCUAAGUCGAAACAGAUUGAAUUCUGAACUUCCUUCCCAACUUUCAAUGUUACCAGAUCUCAGUGUGCUUAAUUUGUCUCAAAAUCGAUUGAGCGGUGAAAUUCCACGUGAAUUGGCAUACAUGAAGGGCCUAACAAUAUUGGACCUCUCCUACAACAAUUUCUCUGGCAGGAUUCCAGUGGAUUGGCAACUCAAGGGCUUCAGCGACGAAAUCUUGGCCGGGAACCCAAACCUCUGUACCCCUGACAAGAUGAAUUGUCCUCUUGUCACCAAUUCAUCAAACGCCUCUCACAGAACUAUCACUUUUAAUCUCUUUAUCAUUUUAAUCAUAUUAGUCUUUGUGCUUUAUUCGUGGUAGUAAGUGGAAACUUUUCUCUGAAGAAGGGGGAGCCAAGAGGAAGCUUGAGAAGUGCAUCCAAAAGGCAUGAUUUUAAAGCUGAGGAAGUUAUUAAAAUUUAAAUGAUGCCGGGAAAUGGACAAGUCCAGGUACUAUGUUAUAUUAUAACCAAGAUUUUUUGUGGUGUUAUAUAAUUAAACGUGAUGUUAUAUAAUA